Ilyonectria robusta is the source of this 797-nucleotide messenger RNA. RefSeq lists its product as uncharacterized. The transcript has a single exon. NCBI's taxonomy places the organism in Eukaryota, Fungi, Ascomycota, Sordariomycetes, Hypocreales, Nectriaceae. The coding region runs from base 149 to 718 and encodes 189 amino acids. The record is from RefSeq and is a predicted model, not a curated record.
GACCUCCCCGCCCGCCUGCACUUCUUACGAACCAUCGAUGCACCCCAACUGGGCUAACCCGCCUUUGACGCCCAUGCUGUACAGCACACCAGCAAGGAAGCACCGGCGAGGAAGCAAGGGGACAAGCCAUUGAAGGAUUUUCAGGCACAUGCCAGCCCUCUGGCCUCGAGCAUCAGCACCGGCGGCUUUCAGCUGGUGGCAUUAUGCACCCACAUGCCAACCAGUGACAGUGACGGGAGUAUCAGUCUCGCGCGGUGGAAGAGCUGAGCGCCACCAACAAGCUGAGCUGCGCAGGGCGGGGGCGUUGUUGAGGACGUUGCAACCGUCAGCCUCGAACCAUCUACCCUCAGCUGCUAACCGCUUUGUGACGCUGACCUUGGCUGGUGCAACUAGAUGGGAAGUACGGGGAUGUCAUCCCGCAUUAGGCCCAAGGCUGCAUGGACGGGGUGGGUGGUACUCGAGAGACGUCAAGUCAAUCGAGACAAGUACACUCGUGUACCUCCCAUUUCCACCCCGCCUGUGCGUCGCCUGCGCUUUCGUCUUGGCAGCAAGCCAUCUAUCGUCAAUCAACAAUAGUAUGCCACCCAAGAAGCCACCUCUGUUGGAUCUGUUGGACCUGUUCGAGAAGCGGUUAAACAUGUUUGCGUCAGUACUCCUGCAGCACAAAGAGCGCCUCCUGUUCCCCGUUAUUCGGCAGCCCAGCCUCCACGUCCAAUAAGAUCCUUCGCCAACCUCAUGUCAGUUAAAGGCCCAACAAUCGCCGCUGGUCACCCGCAUCGGAAGAACCCAAUAGGUGC